CGGUUCCGCGGCUGCGGGCGGCUCUGCCCGGGCUGGUGCGGGGCCGCGUCCAAACGGCGGCCUCCGGACACUGCAAGAAGUUCGUACGGAAUGCUCGGGCCAGGCAGGAAGGGAGGAAAGAAAAGGAAGGAAGGACAGAAAGGGAAGGAAGGAAGUUGGAGGGGAAACAAAUUGUUGAUUUACGAGUGUAGACUGCUAAGAAUUUGAGGUGAGAAACGUCUCCAGGAUGGAAACAGAGAGCAUGUUAAAGGUAUUUAUACAGUUGUGAGAAACCAAAGAAACUGAGGGACCAAAGCGAGGAAGAGGAGGUGACCUGCCCGACAAGGCACUUCUGGAGGAUUUGUCCAGCUCUGAGGGCACCCCACCAGUCCUGAGGACUCCAAGGUACAAAACAGCCCAAAACUGCUUGUUCUGUUACACAGUGGAGAACGGGUGAAUCCUAAACCGAGGUCUUCCACUAAAGAAGGUGAGUUCUAUGAGGGAAUAGUGAAGAAAUGAAGGGAACCUAGUGCCAAGGUGAAUUCUGUGAGGGAAUAGUGAAGAAAUGAAGGGAACCUAGUGCCAAGGGAAGGAGCCCAAGGAUAUUGUCAGCAGCCGGUCUGCUGCCAGGUGACAUGAGCCUGCACAGCUCCAGUGUGAAGGUUGGAAGGUGCAAGCCAGGAAGUGUCCAGCAGGAUAAAAACAAAUUUUGCGGAGUCUUCUGCUGUUUUCAGCAGCACAUAGGCUUGGCAAAACCCACGGCAAAAUGGUUAUCCAGAAGUCCACCUGGAGUCGCCAAACACGUUGUUGUAUUACACCCGAAAAGUUCAAGGUGGGAUGAAGAUGUAGUAUGUAACGUGAUAGUGUUGAUGGCACGUGGAACACCCAGAGCAGUCCUACCUGCACGAGCAGUGAAAAUCUCCAACAAAGCAACUUUCUCGUUUUCAACCAGUCAGAAAAGCAGCAGGGUUGGGCACAGCUUCUGCAUUCAAGCAAAAAUUUGUCACGUUAGUGUAGUAACCGAUUAGGAAGUUACCAGGGCCCCAAAGACAUGAACCGAACUAUCCAGAAGCUGAUUAAAACGAAGAUGAGUUUAUGAAAUGCUGGUAUUGGGGACCUUGCCGGACUACAGCUCCCGGCGUGCCAAGCGGCCGGACUACAGCUCCCGGCGUGCCAAGCGGCCGUACCACAACGCCCAGCGUGUCCCGCGCUUGUAAGAUGGCGGCGCCCAGGGGCGGCUGGGGCCCGGACAGCGACACCAGCUCGGACUCGGACAGCGGCGGUGAAGCGGCCGCACGGUUCCGGGAAGCUGCCUGGGACUGCACCGCGCAGGCGGCGGCGGCGGCGCGGGCGAAGCUGCGCGGCGGGGGAUUUAGAAAGGAUCGAUUGCAGCCUAAAGAUCAGCCAAGCCUGAGGCGUGAGGCAAUCGGCCGCGAGGAGGGUGACAAUGAGCUCCAGACGACUCCAGAGUUCAGAGCACACAUUGCAAAGAAACUGGGGACCAUGCUAGACAGUUUCAUCACUGUCUUGAAGGACUCAUCAGGACCAUCACAGACUUCAGUGGCACAGUCUGACUCUGAAGAUGAUGGUUUUCGCCUUUUCUCUUCCUCUGUCCCUGGAGACUGUGGGAAACCAGAGCCUUGCUCUGCAGCAAGGAGGAGGAGGCCAGUUAGCUCCAGUGACACAGACAGUGAGCAAGAGUGGCAAAGGUGCCAGGAGGCUGCCGUGUCAGCUGCGGAUAUUCUGAAGCAAAGUGCUUUUCCUGCAUUGUCCCAAGGUUCCAGCCAGGAUCAGAGUCAGGGUUAUGUAGAGCCCAACCAGAAAAAAAAGAAGAAAAAGAAAAUUAGGAGAGAGAACAAUAUUCAAGAGAAAAUUAGAGACCCAGCAGAAUGUGACGAGAUCUGCAAAGAUUUGCCUUGGUUGGUGUCUGCAAAUGGCCAGCAGGAGAGACAUGACAGCAAUCACCGGGAGAACUCUGUGCUGCCAGGAGCUGUGAAGAAGAAAAAGAAGAAGAAGAAGAAAAAAGAAUGAUGAUUUUGCUCUGCAAACAGCAGGUGGUUGUGUUGGGUGAAGGAAACUGAAAGAAAACCUAACAAGAGUUGCUGCAGAUGAGGGAAAAUUAAUUGGCAAAGCUUCUGUUCUAAAAGCUCAGUGGCCUGAGAGACUCAUUUAUUGACUUCCUGUGCUACUGGCAUCCCUGAGGAAGGGAACAUUGUUCUCCUCACACAGCAGUUGUCUGUGCUGCUGCUUAUGCAGGCCCAAUCUAAAAGGAUUAAAUACUGUGCCAGACUUGCAUGGCAGAGGGAUGUGAUCAUAGCUGCAUUCCUUUUGGUCUCUUCCUUCACAUCAUGAAACUCUUCUGGAAAAAAUAUAUGAUGAAUUGAAUUUGGUUUACAUGGCAACAGGUGAUCAACUGCUUUUUCUCUUUGCCUCCUUGUAGACUACUAAGAAUAGCUCCAGCCUGUGGGAGACUCAUUUAUCAAAAGCAUCCUGUCAGAAAUCAGGGCCCCUUAUUUUUUCCCUGCAAUCAUCAUAACAAUCUCUUGUUGAAACCUGCUGUGUUCCUAAUCCCUCUGCAAUCUGCACCUCUCCAGGGCUCCUGCACAUAAACAGUGUGUGGUGAGCUGAUUGCAGGGUUGGUGUAAAUGCAUCCUACUGUUCCAGUUGUUUCCACUGAAAAUUUUCUUCAUGUAUAGGGUUGUUUUUUUUAAUGGCAUCUGUUGUUAUUAAAUUUUACUACACUCUUGGA
Cinclus cinclus is the source of this 2728-nucleotide messenger RNA. RefSeq names its product chromosome 17 C12orf43 homolog (gene C17H12orf43). Gene Ontology annotation, biological process: Wnt signaling pathway; negative regulation of Wnt signaling pathway; Spemann organizer formation. The coding region runs from base 1075 to 2010 and encodes 311 amino acids. The record is from RefSeq and is a predicted model, not a curated record. Lineage: Eukaryota; Metazoa; Chordata; Aves; Passeriformes; Cinclidae. The transcript has 6 exons.